Messenger RNA from Eimeria tenella, 2532 nucleotides. RefSeq lists its product as uncharacterized. The transcript is spliced from 5 exons. Gene Ontology annotation, molecular function: transcription cis-regulatory region binding; protein binding. Gene Ontology annotation, cellular component: Set1C/COMPASS complex. Bases 1 to 2532 code for a protein of 843 amino acids. Lineage: Eukaryota; Apicomplexa; Conoidasida; Eucoccidiorida; Eimeriidae. The record is from RefSeq and is a predicted model, not a curated record.
AUGAGGUUCUCCCAGCCAACGCAGCAGCGAUUGAUCAGCUGCAGCGAGGAGCAGCGAAACCCUCAAGAUCAGUGCCAUUCUGCUCCAGAAGAGGUGUCUGGCCAUCCCGAUGGAAGAUCCAGAUUCGACAGUGGGCCGGCGGGACGACACGGCCCCACAGCAGCAGAGCACAAGCUCUUGCUGCAACUGCUUCAGGAGCAGCAGGAGCAAAUGGUCACUUCUCGACAGUACAUUCAACAGAUGAUACGACAGCAGCAGCGACAGAUCAUGCAGUGGCAGCAACAACAGCAGCAGCAGCAACAACAACAGCGGCUGCCUUGGGUACUAGACAACCUAAAGAAAUUGCUGCCUCCUCAGUUGUUUUCUUGGCUUGUGAAGACAACAACAGAAAACAUCAGACGAAGCAUUCAUGGCGACAGCAGCAGCAGUAGUAGCAGCAACGGUAGAAGGAAUUGCAGCAGCAACAGCGGCAACAGCAACCGCAUCACCAGCAGCACAGCAGACGGGGGAGCACAUCUCGCUGCAGCGCUUCGACAGCUCCUGGCGGCAGUCCUAAGAGACCCAUCAACUCUUCAGUUCGCCGCUCCUGCUGCAGCUGAAACGGCAACAACUGCUCCAGCAGCAACAGCGAAACCAAUGGCUUCUUCGCCAGCUGCAACCCCUGUUGUAGCACCAGCUGUAGCACCAGCAGCAGCACCAGCUGCAGCACAAGCAGAGACAACCGCUCCGUUUCGAUCUCUUUCAAAUGGCCGCAAGAAGCAGUUGAAGCAGCAUGAGCAGCAGCAGAGUGAGCUACAUCAAACGGUUCAGCCUCGAGGCCGUGGCCGUUCCAGACUUGCUGCAGCUUCGUCUCACCAACAGCAGCAGCAGCAUCAGGGUGAAGGUGAGGGGUCGGACUGGCUGCUGCGGUACGAGGGCCGUAGGUUGGGCAUUUCUCUUCGCCGCGAAUCUGUUGAGCAUUCCUUCGACCCAAGAUACACUCACAACGUUAAGUUGUCCCCAGAUAGGAAUACAGCCACAGGUGGACGCAACUGGGGAAGCUCUCUGUCACGCUGCUGCUGCAGCUGGGGCUCGUUCUACUUCGAGGUCAAGGUGGGCCCUUUGGGUCCUCACAGUGGAUCAGGCCCCUCGGGAAACAUUGUUUACGCAGCAGACCAGGUGCCCAACUUGCCCAUCAAGGGUUGGGGCCCGGCGAAGACAACAAAGCAAGUGGCAAUGGAAUAUGAAGACGAAUUUGUUGUUGGCCCUCACAACGCCCUCGGUCCCUGUUUACGCAUCGGCGUGUCCUCUCGCUUAUCUCCUCCGCUGGCCCCUUUGGGUUCCAACCCGUUUGGCUACGCGAUUGGCUCCUACUGUGAGAUCCCCCAGCAGCGCGAGCUAGAGUCAUCACUUUCUGAAGAACGGUGCAGCUGCAGCUGCAGCACAUGUGGAAACAUAUGCAAUAACAAACCGAGCCCUAGUGACACCCCCAGUCUGCGCGAUAUUAAGCUAGUGAGAGGAGCUCCCCGUCGCCGGGGCCUCUUCGUGGUGACUCGAGGCCGUCGAAAACGCCUGAAGCGCUCAGACGUAUUUUUUCCAAUGCAGCCUCCUUGUGACGAGCCUUUAGGACCACAAGGUUCUACAGAGGCAGUAGAGGCAGUAGAGGGGGGUAAUGCGGCACAGCACCUUUCACCCCCAACAGAUGAAGCAAGCGACGAUCUUGCUGCAGCUGCGCUGGAUGCAGCAACAUCAGCGGCUGCCGCUAACGUUUAUGCAGGGUCUAGGAAGGGAAGGUUGUGCAGAUGCGGAUGCACGGCGUGCGGAGACCCCUAUGGGGAUGCCUCCAGGGCCUCUCAUAUGUCUGCUGCUGCGCCUGCUCUACGUGAUGGAGACAUUGUUGGCUGUUUCGUUCAUCUACCUGGAAGGCCUCCCGCCACUCUGGAGGACCCUCGAGGCCGUCCCAGUCUUUGGCGGUUCUUGCAGCAAGGACUCUUGUGUGACGUGACGCACGAGUCCACUCUGCCGAAGGGCGUCAUUUAUCCUCGUUCUUUCAUCUCCUUUUCCGUCAACGGCUGCGUCUACCACAGAGUCUUGGGGCCCCUGCUUUGCUGCGAACUGCACCCAGCUGUCUCCCUCUUUAAUGGGGCCUCUGCUACCCUCAACUUAGGCCCGAACUUUGCAUUCCUCCCGCGGGAGCUCCGGCGCUACUUCAGGCCUGCAAGGGAGAUGCUCACCUCUGUGUACCCGCUGAAGCACGACCUCGUGAAGUUUUACUUGCUUGCGGCUGACAGCAACAGUAGCGGCAAGAAUAGUAGAGAGGACGAAGCGGAUGCCAACCGAUCAUCCAAGCGACUGCGGACCAUCGCGGAGGUUGAAGGCAUGAAGGACGAAGCGCCAGACGGACAGCAGCAACAGCCACUGCGUUUCGUCCCAUUUGAUGAGGCGACGCAUCUUCGCAAGCUAAAGGCAGCAGCGCCGCAAUUUCCGUCGUGUAGCGCAUCCAUGCAGCACCAACAGCAGCGGCGGUUACAGCGUCAACAGCAGCAGUCGUAA